This is a messenger RNA of Ostrea edulis (European flat oyster), 2778 nucleotides long. RefSeq lists its product as uncharacterized. The coding region runs from base 1058 to 2698 and encodes 546 amino acids. Gene Ontology annotation, molecular function: zinc ion binding; protein binding; ubiquitin-protein transferase activity. The record is from RefSeq and is a predicted model, not a curated record. Gene Ontology annotation, cellular component: chromatin; nucleoplasm. The transcript has 2 exons. NCBI's taxonomy places the organism in Eukaryota, Metazoa, Mollusca, Bivalvia, Ostreida, Ostreidae. Gene Ontology annotation, biological process: positive regulation of DNA-templated transcription.
AGGUCAUUGAUGUGUCGGGGCAGGUGAAGGUCACUGAUGUGUCGGGGCAGGUGAAGGUCAUUGAUGUGUAUGGGCAGGUGAAGGUCACUGAUGUGUAUGGGCUGGUGAAGGUCAUUGAUGUGUCAGGGCAGGUGAAGGUCACUGAUGUGUAUGGGCUGGUGAAGGUCACUGAUGUGUCGGGGCAGGUGAAGGUCACUGAUGUGUUGGGGCAGGUGUGGUCACACUGACUGUCUUUUUCUGAGUCAAAUAUAAAAUAUAUAAUUUUGGGCAUCACGAAAAAAAUGAAAUUGUACAAAAAAUGUUGGAAUUACACUUUGGGAGCAUCUAAACAAAAAUCCAACUAGGGGGUGGAGGGUUUCUACAAACCCCAGUCUUGAUUGGGGGUGGAGGGUUUUUAUAAACCCCAGUCUUUAUUGGGGGUGGAGGAGAGUCACUAUAAACCCCAGCCUUUUUGUGGGGGUGAAGGGUAUCUAUAAAUCCCAGUCUUUAUUGGUGGAGGAGGGUCACUAUAAACUUCAGCCUUCAUUGGAUGGAGGGUCUCUCUCUAUAAACCCCAGCCCUCAAUUUUUUUUCACUCUACCUGGCAGGACUAGUCAGCCAUUUCACUACACUUAGGUUUCACAAAAAAUCUUAAACAUGAAGUCUGAGUUUUCUUUUUUAUGAGCAGUCAAAAUUUGAGUAAAAUCUCAGACUUGGGUCCAACUUUCCAUUUAUUAAGUUGGGUUUUUUUUGUGUUGAGAAAUCCAGACCAGUUCUCUGGACUUUUAUCUUCAAAAGCCGUUACAUCUUAUCCUGGACACCACUUCAUUGACAUCGAACAGCUAUUUCAAUAUAGAAACUUACAAAAACUUUAAAAAUCCGUGUUUAUAUAACGUUAUCUCUCAAUACAGGAUGAUUAUUUACACACACCACUUGACGUGUCGGCUGUCACAGUAUCAUAGUAUUGUGCUGACUCUUCAUUUAUAAGUCUCGAUAAACUGAGUAAAGUUCAAAAUGAUAUAAUCAUGAGGCAUAAUCACUGAGAAGCAGGUUAGUGUCAACUUAAAACCCAUGUCUCAUGGAUCCAUUAUACAGCGCCCAGGACAUGCUGCGCUGUGACUUAUGCGACACUCCUGUACCCCCGAUGUACUGCGACCUUUGUGAGGUCAAACUCUGCAAGGCCUGUGUCGGGGAGCAUAUCUCAGAUUUAUCCAAAGAACAUAAAGUUGUGCCAUUCACACAACAACCCCACCAAAAAUGUCACACCGAUAAAGACUGCGAGUUCUUCUGUGAAAACUGUGAGCUUCCUGUCUGUUUAACCUGCGUCACCUCUGAUACACACCUAGGGCAUAAGUUCACGCAUGCUCUGCAAAAACUUCACAAAAACAAACAGGAUUUACAGAGAGACUUAAAGGAACUUGAGGAAGAGAUUUGUCCAAAAUAUGAAACAAUUGCUUCAGAUGUCAAAGCUGAAAAAUCCAACUUGGAUACUCGUUACGUAAAACUGAUAACAGCUGUCGACCAACAGGGAGACGUCUGGCACCGAGAGAUCACCGCCAUUGUCAACCAAUGCAAAUCUGACAUUGAGGAAAUGAAAACCGAACACUUGGCCAUUUUAAACAAUCAUGCAGAUGAAAUCACACACAGCAUUACCGAACUCAAACAGAUAAUUCUAGAUCUGAAGAAAAUACAGGACUCCGAAGAUUUCUUCCGAGCCUUCGCAUACAAAUCCAGAAAUUCUAAAUUCCGAAGAUUACCUCCUAAAGUUAUAUCUCCCAGUUUCUCUCCUCAUGAAAUAAACACAGAUCGGCUCCAGGAAAUGUUCGGUUCUCUGUCGCCAUUAUCCAUUAACACAGAACAUGGCGACACAAUGAAGUCAGCAGAAGCUGUAUCGCCUCCUCCAGUCAAACCACUGCUUGAUGAACCGCGACUCACCGACUCUAUAGACACUUGGCAUCUAGGAUUACGCAGUGUUAGCUGUCUCAUUGAUACAACAUUCUGGAUAUCGUCGGAAGACUGUUUCCUCGAUCUCUACGACCUCCAGGGCAAACUACUGAAGUCGAUCCAAACCAAGUCAGGAAACACACCAAAGGAUAUUACAGUGACACAGCGGGGGGAUCUUGUUUACACGGACACGGAGUCACGAACUGUCAACAUCGUACAAUAUAAUCGUGUACGAGAAGCACUCAAACACUGGGAAAUUAAGCCUGGCCAUGUCUGCCGCUCCUCCGCCGGUGACCUUCUGGUUAUCAUGGACAGUGAUGAUGGCUGCACCCCAUCUAAAGUUGUCCGUUGUUCCGGUACUGCAGAGACACAAACCAUUCAGUUUGAUGAUCUGGGCCGUCCUCUCUAUUCAUCUGGUUAUUAUAAAUACAUCAGUGAAAAUAGGAACCUGGAUAUCUGUGUGGCUGACAAUGAUGCUGAAGCAGUAGUGGUGGUCAAUCAGUCAGGAAAUCUCCGAUUUAGAUACACUGGUCAUCCCUUUAAUACCAAGCAAUCAUUUGAUCCAGUCGGCAUCACUACAGACAGCCAGAGUCACAUCCUGACAUCAGACUGCAAGAAUAACCGUAUCCACAUCCUAGAUCAGGACGGACAGUUCCUCCGUUACAUUCACAACUGUGAUUUACGCGAUCCAUGGGGUUUAUGCGUGGACACUGCAGACAACCUCUUUGUGGCUGAGUAUGAGAGUGGUAAAGUGAAAAAAAUAAAAUACACAUAAAUUGUAGAGGUGUGAAUUGUAUUCUUAGCAACUGUUAAGAACAUGAAAUUCAAUGAAUAUCAUAAUAAGUCUUAGGGGGG